This is a messenger RNA of Alosa alosa (allis shad), 3868 nucleotides long. Its product is annotated as glial cell line-derived neurotrophic factor. NCBI's taxonomy places the organism in Eukaryota, Metazoa, Chordata, Actinopteri, Clupeiformes, Clupeidae. Gene Ontology annotation, molecular function: growth factor activity; receptor tyrosine kinase binding; glial cell-derived neurotrophic factor receptor binding. Bases 331 to 1077 code for a protein of 248 amino acids. The record is from RefSeq and is a predicted model, not a curated record. The transcript is spliced from 4 exons.
GAAGCUUCCUCAAGACGUUGGGCUACCUACCUGUUCUACAGUUCCAGUGUUUCCAGCCUCUGUUACAAAACGCAGUCGUCUCUGCGCGUCUACAACAUUGUACAGAACGAGACGCAGGGAGACACAAGCUGGGUCCAGACGACUCAAGACCAGUUUCAAGUUUUCAAGACCAUGUGGCUGCUGUCUUAACUGAAACUCGGAUUGCAAAAAUUAUGCUACCGUAUUUUAGAGACAAAUCGAGGCAAAGUCUACAGAGGAAUAGAGCGCCGUCACCUUUGGAUUGUUUUCAUCUGUUAAGUGCUUCUUAACUCAUUUCGCACGCGCACGUCCAUGAUCGGAGAGGUUGUCCAAGUCAGAAAAGAUGGCAAAAGGUGGCGGAGGCAGGAGGUUCCUUCAAUGUCAUCUGCCCAGUGUCACCUGAGAACAUGGAGGGUGACGUUAUGGGUGCUAGCCUCCCUGCUAGCCCUAGUUGAUGGAUCUGUUGCUGGGAGGGACAGAAAGGAGUCUUUGCCAGCCGUGCAAAGAAGCUCAGAGAGAAUGGCAUGGCAUCCAGCCAAUGACCCGCAGGCACAGGAAGAGGAGGAGACUGAUGACCGCACUUCCUGGGCCACGCUAUUUGAAAGUCCCUCACUUCUGGAGGAGGCCGAGGAUCACCAAAGACGAUGGCAGCGUUCCCCCUCCGACACGACAUCCCAGCGUCCGCAGAAGAACCGCCGCAAGAAGGAAAAGGGCCAAAAGCAAAGGGGGAAGGGGGAAAAAGGCCGGAGGGGGAAAAGCAAAGAGAGUUCAGACUGCCGCAUGGAGAGGAAGGAGGUGAAGGUGCGUGACCUGGACUUCGCCUACGACUCGGACGAGAUUGUGGUCUUCAAGUACUGCGUUGGCACGUGCUUAAGCGCACGCAAGAACUAUGACCUGGCCCUUAAAACCCUGAUGAAGAACGGCAGCAUACCGAGCCACAUGGUGGGCUCCGACCCAUGCUGUCGGCCCACUCAGUACGAGACGGUGUCCUUCAUGGACAGGCAGACCUCCUGGAGGACCAUCAAGCACCUGUCCGCCGCCAACUGCAGUUGUGUGUGAUGAGAGGGAGAGGGAGAGACAGGCAGCCGGAUGACCGGCUAAUCGGAAGUUAUCGGAAUCAGAAGCUCCAGAAACAAGAGGAAACUGGAGAACGGGAGGUCUGAGAUGACUAGACAGAUGGCGUGGAACGCGGUGCGGACAUUAGGGAAGUCCACUGUCUCAUUGACGUGAUGGGGUGCGACGUGAAAGUCCCUGAUUCUCCAAACAUGGGGGCAUCGCACUCAGGUUGAGUGGUGAUGCCGCGCGAGGCAAUGUGGACAUAAAGGAAACAAUGCUGCUAGCCAUAAUGACACCCAAAGGCUUUCUGUUCGACCACAGGCCCGGGCCUUCACGCGUCAUAAGGCCUUCAGCCUGAAAGGGAAGGUAACACAGAGUAACCGGCUGUGUGAACACGGAGCUCUGGUAUAGGACAUUGGUCAUCACUUUGUUUGUUUGUUUUUGACAGUCUUCAUGUGCCUUUAGCAUGACAUAGAGCUACAAAAUGAUUCUCUUGUUCCUGACAUGUCCGCUGCCAUUAAGUUAAACAAGGAGAGAAAAACUGCGGGCAUGCAGACAUUGAAUUUGAAGACCAACAACUUUUACAUUUGAAACAUUAAAAUGAAGCAAAGUUGGGGUAAUUGCAUUUAUCAGACCAAGAAUUAUUUGGUGUGGUUCCAUCUGUAUAUUUCCUUCAAUGGCAGCUUGGUCACUAAUAGGUCACAAGAGGCCAUGACACAAAGAAGCCAAGAGUUAGUCUACCUUUCCUGUAGACAUGUCGGAGGUUAAUCCCGCCCCGCCCCGUUAUUGAACUGACUCGUGUCUCUUUCUUUGUAUUUGUUUAUAUAGUUUCUUCUUGCUUACUUUUAUCAUAGCAUGUCAAUGAAAUGACCAGUCACUUUUGGCAUAAUCUGAAGAUUAGCCCUAUCAAUACAGUGACAGACAGAAACACUAAGUGGCACAUGUGUAUGGCCUAAGCUAACUGUCACUAGUUAUCUUAAUCGGUCAAGGGGACUAUCAUUUCGGGCUACAUAAUGCCAAGCACACAGAGACUGCAAUUACUGUGAUUUUCUCCAUUCAAACUUCAAUGAAAACUUUAACCAUUUAGAACAUUUACUCCCAUUGGGCUUUGAUCUUAUUCCUUUUGUGCAGCAAUCUCUGAGCAUGAGAGCAGUUUACAUCAAAAGGCUAAUUUUGUUUCAAGUCACCCCGGAAAAGGGUUAUGCAGGGUUUAUUUGCUUUCAAGUGAUGAAUUCUGCGAGACACUUUGCAUUAUUUGACACCACUAGUUUACAUGUCCGUAAACAAUCUUGUUGACAGCCUUUCAACACGUGAUUUAUUAGAGGUUCUCAGUGGGGAGCAGUUUGUCAGUAAUGAUCUUGAACCUCUUUCUCUGAAGGUUUAUUUGAAGUGAGGUACAUGUGGGUAACAGAGGGGUUUUAAAAAGGUCCCUGGACGUCUUGUAAACCACAAGGAAAUGUACUAGCUCUGGGGCUGCAUAUCUUUGCAGAGAUUAUAAUAUCUCUUCCAUGUUCAAGGCCUCAUCUCUAUUUUAAGCAUGUGUGUGCUUGAGCUAGUAUUCAAUUUAACAUUAAUAGCCCAUAAUACUCCAAAAGCAGUAACACUUGACUAGUGAUGUUGCAUGAGAAUAAAAGGGGGGCAAAAACAUGCAAGGUCAAAUUGUUACCCCUCUCUGGAGUUUAACUGGUUACCCAGUAACUGUUUGACCUGUUGCUGUUUGCAUCAUCAAAAAAUAGCUAGGCAAAUCUGUGACUGUUGUGGUUUCCAUGAACUUUCACUUAAUAUUUACAAUGUCUUUUUUUUAUUGGUUAAUCUUGUGUAUGUUUGUCUGUGUAUAUUCAGUUUAUUUCUCAGGACGCUUUACUGUAACUCAUUGUUGACCAUAAUAUCACUUAGAUACAUAUUGACCUCAUAUUUUUUAUGUAUUAGGAGAUCGGGUGGAGAUUUCCCUUUCAUUGAAGAGUACAAAAAAGACAAUCCAUUUUGUGAACGAUUUCAUUGAAACAUAUGGAAACCUAUGUAUAUUCAUUCUUUUGGAGCUGUGCCUUGCUCCAAGGCUUAGAGGCUAGGCUGUGCUUGUUCUGAUUGAGUGUAUACACUUGUUUACUGUGAGGCUCCUUUUCGUAUACACGGGAGGAGGCUCGCAUAGGUCUGCUGCAUUAGGCGUAUCCAGUCUUCAGCCCUGAGGGUGGUUCAAGUUUUAUUUUUUUCUCUCAUGUAAAUAAGUCUGUCAUUCUUGAUAAGAUAGCUCCCCCAUUAGAUGCUAUGCAUCUCUUCGCCUUAUUAUGCAACCGGGGGAAGUAUUUAUUGCUGUUAAGUUAUUUAUUUAUUAUGGUUUUUGUAUUGGACUUGUUCUUACAAACAUCAGAUGUCUAUUAUUUAUGAAAUGGCCAUGUAAGAUUUGUUAUUCUUUUUUUUAAUGGAGCAAGAUCCUUAUAAAGCAACACUUCCGAAACAUUCACAGAGGGACAAUGAUUCAUUCAACUUCACAUCCAUCAAUAGCAUUCACAAACAGCACACCUGGGUCUGCUUUAUACACUUUCCACAGUCUCUUUCCUGUUCUUACUGGGCUCUUAAUAGAAAGUUAACAUGGUGCAAAUAUCACUGGCUAGGUCUCUUCCAGCUCUGCCACUCUCCCACAGUGCCAAAGCACAAAGCCAAGGGUGGAGAAACUGUGCCUGACAUCCCUGUCAUCAGGGACCAAACACCUCAGCCCAACCGAGGGCCAUGUCUAAUCUGAGUUAGUGCUUUACCAUCACAAGGAGCCUUGUUGUUCCACAGUUAAAUGUCAUUC